Molecule: messenger RNA, 1284 nt
Organism: Pogona vitticeps (central bearded dragon)
Lineage: Eukaryota; Metazoa; Chordata; Lepidosauria; Squamata; Agamidae
Source: RefSeq, a predicted model, not a curated record
GUGAGCGCCAGGAGGGAGGCCCGGCUCCCCCUUCUUUCGCCUUCUUCCUUCUGCCGGCCGGGCGGGCGGGCGAUGUUCGUGCAGGAGGAGAAGAUCUUCGCGGCGAAGGUGCUGCGGCUCCGGAUCUGCGCCCUGGAUGGGGCCGAGUGGCUGGAAGAGGUCCCCGAGGACACGGCCGUCGAGCGCCUCAAGGAGCGCUGUAUUUGUGCGCCCGGGAGUUUGGAAGACCCCAAAUGCAUCACGCACCAUAAAUUGAUCCAUGCGGCUUCCGAGAAGGUCCUGACAGAUACCAAAACGGUCUCGGAGGAGAACGUUCAAGACCGAGAUGUUCUGGUGCUGGUGAAGAAAAGAGCGCCACCCACCCCUCCCAAAAUGGCCGAUGUUUCUGCCGAGGAGAAACGGAAGCAGGAGCAGAAGGCGCCAGACAAAGAAGCCAUCCUGAAAGCCACCACCAGUCUCCCGUCUCACAGCGUCGAUCGCAGCGUGGCUCAUCACAAUAUGAGAGAUUUCCAAACAGAACUUCGGAAGAUUUUAGUGUCGCUCAUAGAAGUUGCCCAGAAGCUGCUGGCACUGAACCCAGAUGCAGUUGAACUGUUUAAGAAGGCAAAUGCCAUGCUGGACGAAGACGAGGACGACCGGGUGGAUGAGAUCGCCUUGCGGCAGCUGACAGAGAUGGGAUUUCCCGAGAGCCGCGCGGUCAAAGCCCUUCGCUUAAACCACAUGUCCGUGACUCAGGCCAUGGAAUGGCUGAUUGAACAUGCGGAUGAGCCCACCGUUGAUGCCCCCCUGCCAGGUCAGUUCUCGGCAGAAGACGGCGCGGAAGCGGGAGCAUCGUCAGUCCAACCGGCGGUGGAGGCUGCUCGCCCGGAAGCCGUCAAAGAGGAGACCAAGGACGAACUGACGGAAAUAUUCAAAAAGAUACGCAGGAAAAGAGAGUUUCGUCCCGAUCCAAGGGCUGUCAUCGCCUUGAUGGAGAUGGGCUUCGAUGAACGAGAAGUCGUGGAUGCCCUCAGGGUGAACAACAAUCAACAGAACGCAGCGUGUGAAUGGCUGCUAGGAGACCGGAAACCUACCCCAGAGGAUUUAGAGAAGGGAAUUGACCCCACCAGCCCUCUCUUCCAAGCUAUCCUAGAAAACCCAGUCGUACAGUUGGGACUCACCAAUCCGAAAACGCUACUCGGUAAGUGGUGUUGCUACGGGGGAAAUCUGCAUGCGCUCAGGAAACCCUAUAUUUUGAAGCGUUUGUCAGAGUUUAGUGUGCAUAUAUGAGAGAAAGAUUCUUUG